AGAUAAUUUUGUGGCUGCAAUUCAGUGACAAGAAAGGGAGACUGACUUCCCUUGCAGAGAGAAUUCUCUUGCUGCUCUGAGCCUAUCGAUACGCGAGAUUCGAGUGUCGUUCUACUCGUCUGACGUUCUCGUAGUCAGCCUAGCCCGGAUAAGUUUUUCACGCCUCGACAAGAAGGCUGCGGGUGCUCUGCAAGCGGUUUGUUUGAGUUUUGCUCGUUCGGAUAGUUGUCGACUCUGAUUGACUGAGAAUUCACGGUUUUCGGCUGUUGGAAUUAUGGCUCAAGCCGAGGCACCUCUGAAGCCCAUGGCUGCGGCUGAAACCGCAACAUCACCGAAACAGGUGACCAUCAAGGAAGGAGCACCAACAGUGAUGCCUGAACCUGCUCCCGGAGGAGCACCAGCUGGAAUUCCCAUGGCCCAGACUGAGAUUCCUACCGAGAAGACGGUAGAUAAUGCAGGUGCCCUGGUGCCACAUGAAGCCAGCCGCUCAGCUCCAACUUCACCAGGAGCUCCCACAGCCACCAAAUCUGGAACUGAUAUGUCUCCUGGCAAGAAGGGCUCCAAUUUGAAGGCCGAAGCCUUUGCGGACGCUCACAGCAAGAGAGUUGAGACCGAAGCACAGGCCUAUCUGGAAUCUGAAAUCCGAAAGGCCGAGGCACACGCGGAACGGCUGUCGGCCAAGGCGGAAAAGGAUAGGAUGAACGCUGAGGCCAAGGCGUUGGAAGCUCGCAAGAAGGAAGACCAGCGUGCAGAUCAGUUGGUCCACGCCACCGAGAUUAAAGUUGACAAGAUCAUGUCACAAGCCAAGGAGAAAGCUUUGUUGAUCAAGGCAAGCGCACAAGAAGAAGCGGAGAAACUUAUUGCUGAUGCAAACACCAAAGCUCAAAGGGCCAAGGCAGAGAUAGAGGAGGUUAAGCAAAGGCAAAUUGCUGAGUUCCGGGAUAAGGCGGAGCAAAUGAUAGCAGUCGGCGAACUGCCCCCAGACAAUAAAGGCUUUAUGGGGAAAUUGUGCAUGGCUGCAUAACUGUACUCUAUGUCUUGUGGCUGCCUGUCGCAGUUGAAAUCUCUUCCAGCAGUCCAAUGUAUGUACAAUACAAUCACACUAUUUAUUUCUGGAUGAACCGUCUGUUCACCGCAUUCUUUGUACCACGAUUGAUACGAGCCAAGUGUUUGGACACAAGUUGAUCUAUCACAUCAUGUCACAUUGAUAGAUGGCCAGUUUUACGAGACAGUAGGUGGGAAAAUUGUGAACGUGUGGUUUGCUGUCAACUGUCCAUCUCGUCCAUAUGUAAAGUAAAAAUCAGGUAGUACUAUUCAGCAGUGUUUUAGAAACUCUCUGCCGAGCUGGAGGUGGAAGGGAAUCAUUGGUAGCUUUACAGAAAUCCCCACCGGUGUUUAGAACAAUUCGCAUCUGUAUCCAAUUACUCGCUUGAGUUGCAAAAUAAAGAUAUGGUAAUGGCAAAUUAGCAGUUACUUUUUUUUUUU
This is a messenger RNA of Marchantia polymorpha subsp. ruderalis, 1485 nucleotides long. The record is from the annotation of a GenBank genome assembly. NCBI's taxonomy places the organism in Eukaryota, Viridiplantae, Streptophyta, Marchantiopsida, Marchantiales, Marchantiaceae.